Leptopilina boulardi is the source of this 6625-nucleotide messenger RNA. Its product is annotated as golgin subfamily A member 4-like. Gene Ontology annotation, biological process: Golgi vesicle transport. Bases 480 to 6377 code for a protein of 1965 amino acids. The transcript is spliced from 9 exons. Gene Ontology annotation, molecular function: small GTPase binding. Lineage: Eukaryota; Metazoa; Arthropoda; Insecta; Hymenoptera; Figitidae. Gene Ontology annotation, cellular component: Golgi apparatus. The record is from RefSeq and is a predicted model, not a curated record.
UGGAGGCUUUAGUUACGUGUCAAUUAUGAAUUUAUUUUCUAUUUUUCACAUUAAUAAUCAAUUAAUUCAAUGUAAAUGCUUUUAAUUUACUAUAGAAAUUAGUGUAAAAAUAAUAAAUAAUUGUAAUUUUAUUAUUUAAAAAUUUUUGAAUAUAUGAUAUAAAAGUAUUUUAAAAAGUUUCAUCACUUAACCUCAAAAUUCGUUUGGUUGCUGCUGUCAAACAUGUUUUGUUGAAAAAAAAUUUAUGUUUAUUAUAAAUAUAUAAUUACAUGUUGUGUGGUUGAAAAAAAAACAAAGUGUUUAGUGAUUGUUAAAAAAAAAAAAUAAAUGUAAUUUAAAUAAAAGAAAACAGUGAAUAGAAGAAAGUUGACAAUAAAAGAAUUUUUUUGUGUGUUAUUUCUUUCUUUUUUUUUUGUUUUGUUCUAUUCGUAAAUUUUUUUAAAAGUGACAAGUGAUAAACAUAGAAAAAAAUCAUCAAUAUGUUUAAAAAAUUUAAAGAUAAACUUGCCGAGGAAAUGAAACAAUCGCCAGCGAGAUUACAAGCAGGAAUGCAACAGUUAGCACAGGCUGUAUCGCCAGCUUUGUCAAAUACGUCGAUUCAAGAUAUUUCCGUAUCGAAUGAUAAUUUCAGUUUAACUGAAGAACUCGAUGGUGAGACACCAAAAAAUAGUCCAGCGAGACAUGGAUUUCAAACGGUGGAUUUAACAUCACCCACGGGAACAUCUGCGGGUAUUUCGCGUAGAUCUUCCAUCAGUAGUGUCACAAGCGAUGCCUCGUCUCUGUUUCCGGUUUAUGAAAGUCCCGGAAAUAUGUAUCAUUUACAGUCGGAUAUAGAUCAAUCGGCAAGUGAAUUGGACGAUAUGGUGAGUCCACAACUUGAUCGUGUGACAAAAGAACAAUUAUAUUCAACUUAUCGUAAAGUACAAACGAAAUAUCAUAAAUAUCGUAGUCGAUAUACGGAUCUUGCUGCACAUUAUCGUGAAAUGGAGCGUGUUAAAAAUAAAUUGGAAUCACUUUUGGUUGAAACACAGGACAAGGCAUUGAGACGAAUUUCCGAUUUAAAGGAACAAUGUCAACUUGAACAACAAGCGAAAGCACAUUUGGAAGAUGCAUUGAGAAAUGAUAUUGAGGAAAAGGAUCAUAUUAUCAAUACACUUAAUACAAAGAUAAGUCUAUUACAAUCAAAUGGUCAACAUUCAGAUAUGAAAAAUACCGAAAAAAUGGAAAUGUUAAUUGAUUUUGCCACUGAAUCAUCACAAAUAAAUAAAUCAUCAUUAUCAUCUGAAUUAAAAAAUGACGAUUCAAUUUUAACAACAGAAAAUGUUCUUCUUAAAGAUAAAUUACAAAAUUUAGAGAAACUCAAUGAAAAAUAUAAAGAAAUGUUAAAACGUAGUAAAGAAAAAAUUCAACAAUUAAUAAAAGAUAAAAAUUUAAUUGAACAUAAUUUUGAAUUAGAAAAAAAUGAUAAUUGUGAAAAAUUGAAAGCACUUAAUUUUGAAAUAAUAAAAUCAAAUGAAAAAAUUCAACAUUAUAAUGAUGAAAUUAUUAAUUUAAAAAAACGCGAAGAAGAAUCAAUGAUUUCACUUGCUGAAAAUAAAUUAACAAUACAUCGUGAAUUAGAAGAUAAAGAAGAACAAAUAAAAAGAUUAACAAAUGAUUUAAAACAAAUGUCAGAAUUUAAAGAAAUUAAUGAUAAAGAUGAAAAUAAUGGGAAAAAAAAUAAUAACGAUUCUUUAAAACAACAACAACAACAACAAAAAGAAGAAAAUGACGAAUUACGUAUAAAUGAAAAAUUAAUAAUUGAAUUAAAUGAAAAAAUACGACAACUUGAAUUAAAUUUAAAUGAAAAAAAUUCACAUGAAUUAAAUGAAUUAAAACAAGAAUUAGAGAAUAAAAAUCAAAUAGUUGAGGAAUUUAAAAAACAACUUACAAUAUUUGAAACUAAAAUUGAAUCAUUAAAUUGUGAAAAACAAUUUUUAUUUAAACAAAUUGAAAUAGUGAGAAAAACAAUAUUUACAAUGAAACAAGAAUCAAUAAAUAUGAAAGAAAAUAUAACAAAAGAAAUUGAAAAUGGUAAAAAUUCAUAUGAAAAAUUUUUUCACAAUAUUUUAGAAAAUUUAAAUCAAUUUACCAAUGAAUAUGAAAAUUUAAAAAAAUUAUUUCAAAAUAAACAAAUAAUUAAUGAACAAUUAGAAAAUGAACAAUUGAAAUUAAAAAAAGAACUUGACGAUUAUCAACAACGUGAAUUAAAAAUAAUUGACGAAUUACGUCUUGAACGUUCAGAACUUGUUAAUUUAACAAAUCAAAAUUUAGAAUUACAAACAACAAUUAAUAAUUUACAAAUUAAAUUAAAUGAAAAUAAUAAUAAAAUACAAAAUUUUGAUGAAAUACAAAAAAAACAAUUGUCAAUAAUUGAGGAAUUAAAUUUAAAAAAUAAUCAAUUUAUUCAUUUGGAAAAAGAAAAUAAAGAAUUAAAAGAAAAAUUUAAUGAAUUAAAAAAAGUAAACGACGAGAAAAUUCACGAAUUAGAAAUGAAAAUUUCUAAUGAAAAAGAAGAAAAAAAUGUACUUAAUGAAAAAAUUGUUGAAUAUGAAAAUAAAAUUGAAAAUAAACAACAAAAAUUUGUGGAAAUAAAUAAAAAAAAUGAAGAAUUAGAAUCAAAAAUUAUAAAAUAUGAAGUGAAAUUAAAAGAAUUAGAAAUUGAUAAUUCACAAUUAAAAUUACAAAAUAGUGAAACAAUUGAUAAUAAUUCAAAAUUAAAUGAAUUAUCAUUGUUAAUUGAAAAAUUAAAAUUGGAAUUAAAGGAAAAAAUUGAGGAAUUAGAAAAACGAAAUUCAGAAAUAAAGAAAAAAGAUUUGGAAUUAAAGAAAAAAAUUACUGAUUCAAAGCAAAAGGAUUCGGAGUUAAAAAAGAAAAUUAAGGAAUUAGAAAUAAAAGAUUUGGAAUUAAAGAAAGGAGAAUCGAAAUUAGUGGAAUUAGAGAAGAAAAAUUUGGAAUUAGUGACAAAAAUCGAGGAAUUAGAAAAGAAAAUUUUGGACUUAAAACAAAAUGAAACGAAAUUAGUGGAAUUUGAGAAGAAAAAUUCGGAAUUAGUGAAAAAAAUCGAGGAAUUAGAAAAGAAAAUUUUGAACUUAAAACAAAAAGAAACGAAAUUAGUGGAAUUAGAAAAGAAAAAUUCGGAAUUUGUGACAAAAAUUGAGGAAUUAGAAAAGAAAAAUUUGGAAUUAGUGGAAUUAGAGAAGAAAAAUUCGGAAUUAGAAAAACAAUAUUCAAAAUUAGUGACAAAAAUUGAGGAAUUAGAAAUGAAAAAAUUGGAAUUUGUGGAAUUACAGAAGAAAAAUUCGGAAUUAGUGACAAAAAUCGAGGAAUUAGAAAAGAAAAAUUUGGAUUCAAAACAAAAAGAGAAGAAAUUAGUGGUAUUAGAGAAGAAAAAUUCGGAAUUAGUGACGAAAAUCGAGGAAUUAGUAAAGAAAAAUUUGGAAUUAGUGGAAUUAGAGAAGAAAAAUUCCGAAUUAGUUACCAAAAUUGAGGAAUUAGAAAAGAAAAAUUUGGAAUUAGUGACGAAAAUCGAGGAAUUAGUCAAGAAAAAUUUGGAAUUAGUAGAAUUAGAGAAGAAAAAUUCGCAAUUAGAAAAAGAAUAUUCGAAAUUAAUGACGAAAAUCGAUGAAUUAGGAAAGGAAAAAUUGGAAUUAGUGAAAUUAGAGAAGAAAAAUUCGGAAUUAGUGUCAAAAAUCAAGGAAUUAGAAAAGAAAAAUUCAGAAUUAGUGAAAAAACAAUCGGAAAUAGUGGCUAAAAUUGAGGAAUUAGGAAAGAAAAAUUUGGAAUUAGCGGCAAAAAUUGAAGAAUCAAAGAAAAAAGAAUUGGAAUUAGCGGCAAAAAUUGAAGAAUCAAAGAAAAAAGAAUUGGAAUUAGCUGCUAAAAUUAAGGAAUUAGAGAAGAAAAAUUCCGAAUUAAAGAAAAAAGAAUCGGAAUUGUUGUCAAAAAUUAAGGAAUUAGAGGGGAAAAAUUCCGAAUUAGAAAAAAAAGAUUCUGAAUUGAUGACAAAUUGCGAGGAAUUACAGAAAAAAAUUAUGGAAAAAGAUUACGAAUUAAAGAAAAAAGAACCCGAAUUAGCGGCUAAAAUUAAGGAAUUAGAAAAUAAAAAUUCUGAAUUAAAGAAAAAAGAUUCAGAAUUAAUGAAAAAUGUCGAGGAAUUAAAGAAAAAAGAUUUGGAAUUAGUCACAAGUGUCAAUGAAUUAAAGAAAAAAAUUUCCGAAUUAGAAGAAAAAGAUUUGGAAUUAAAGAAAAAUAAUUCGAAAUUACAGGAAAAAGAUUUAAAAUUAACUGAAAUUGUUUCCGAAUUAAAGAAUAUUAAAGAAUUAAAAAAUUCCGAAUUAGUUGCAAAUGACGAGGAAUUAAGGAAAAAAAUCAUCGAAUUAAAAUCAAAAGAUUUGGAAUUAAUUGAAAAAAUUGAGGAAUUAAAGAAAAAAGAUUUGAAAUUAGUGACAAAUUCAAAGGAAUUAGAGAAACGUGAUUUGGAAUUAGAAACAAAAAAUUCAGAAUUAAAACAAAAAGAUUUGGAAUUAUUAGAAAAAAUUGAGGAAUUAAAGAAAAAAGAUUUGGAAUUAGUGACAAAUUCAAAGGAAUUAGAGAAACGUGAUUUGGAAUUAAAACAAAAAGAUUCGGAAUUAAUAGAAAAAAAUGAAGAAAUAAAGAAAAAAAAUUUACAAUUAAAGGAUAAAAUCACUGAAUUAAAGAAAAAAACUAGCGAAUUAAUUGGAAAAAAUUCUGAAUUAGAAAAAAUUACUUUCAAAUUAAAUGAAAAAGAUUCAGAAUUAAUUUCCAAUAAUUCGAAAUUAAAGGAAAUAAAUUUAGAAUUAAUUAAUCGUGAUUCCAAAUUAAAGGAACAAGAAUUAGAAUUAAUGUCAAAACAUAAAGAAAUUGAGGGAAAAAAUUUAGAAUUAAAGAUGAAAAUUGAUGAAUUAGUGAAAAAAGAUUUUGAAUUAAAUUCCAAAUUAUCUGAAUUUAAAGAAAAUAAUUCCACAUUAAAAGAAAAAACAAAGGAAUUAGAAUUAAAAACAAUGGAAUUAGAGGGAAAAAAUUCUCUUCUAAUUAAUAAAGAAGAGGAAUUAAAAGCAAAAAAUAUUAUAUUAAAUGAAAAAGUAAUUGAAUUAAAAAAAUCGAAUGAAAAAAUUGAUAAUUUAACAAUAAUUAAUGAAAAAUUACGUUUAGAUAAUGAUAAAAUUAAUUUGGAUUUAGUGGCAUUGAAAGAAGAGAAGGAAAAUGAAUUUGAAGAAUGGAGAAAUAGAAUAAAACAUACAGAAAAAAUAAUUUAUGAAAAAGAUGAAGAAAUUAAUUUAUUGAGAGGUGAAAAAAAUUUUAUUGUCGAUAAUCAUCAACUUCAAUUUAAAAAUGAAGAGGAAAAUAAUAGAAAUAUUAAUAAUGAUAAUGAAGAGACAAUAAAUAAAAUGGCAAAAUUAGAAGAUAAUAAUCGUAAAUUAGAAGCGCAAUUGGACGAGGCAUUAAUUACAUUUCAAGCGAAAGAAUCACAAUUACAAAGUUUAAAUCAAGAUUUAAGAAUGCAAAUUGAAAAAAUUAAAGAUGAAAUAAAAGUUGCUGAAGUUGAACAGGGAUUGAGAUUAAAGCAAUUGGUGAAGGAAUUUCAGGCGCAACUACACGAUAAAGAUGAGGAAUUACAAGCGGCUUUGGAUAAACGUUUCGAUCAACAACAAAAUUAUGAAACUGAUCUUAUUCAACAAUAUAAAGAGCAAUUAAAAGAUUUUCAAGUUGAAUUAACAUUGAAAUCGGAACAAAUUGAAAAUCUUAUUAUUGAAAGUAAAGAAUCGUCACAACGAAAGCAAAAUGAAAUUGAUCAAUUGUCCGAUACAAUUAUAAAAAUAAAACAAGAACACGUUAAUGAAAUGCAAGAAAUUGAGAAAAAAUGGAAAUUAGCGGUGAAACAAAAAUCAGAACAAAUUGCCGCUAAACACGAAGAGGAAGUUAAUGAAUUAACAAAGGAAUGGCAAAAUGAACGAAAGAUCAAUAAUUCUAAUAGCGAAACUUCUCCCGAGGAAUUAGAAAGUACUUCGCGAUUAGCAAUGGCAGCGGUACAAUCGAAUACGGGCUCAUUUCAUACAUUAAAACAAACAUUGGCAUCACAAAAACGUGAAUUAUCGGAAUUAAGGAAAUUAGUGAAAAUAAGACACGAGGCACUUGAGGAUUCAACUGAAAUUGAAUAUCUUAGAAAUAUUUUAUUUGAAUAUAUGAUGGGACGUGAAACAUUAGUUCUUGCACGUGUUAUUUCUGCUGUUGUUAAAUUCGAUCAGGAGCAAACAAUGAAAAUAUUGAAAAAAGAAGAGGAUAAAUUAACAUUGCUUGGAUCGUUUGGUUUAACGUAAAAAAAAAACAAAAAUGGAAUUUAAAAGGUUAAAAAAAAAACUGCCGGUAUAUUUCAGCAGAGUGAAAAAAAUUUAAUUUAUUUAAUUUUGAAUUAAUAGAAAAUUAAUUGCAUUUACGAUUCCAUUUUAAUUAUAGAAACACAAAAACACAUAAAAGUCCAACAAAAAAAAAAAUGUAGAUGUAUAUAGAAAUAAUUUUACAACUAAUGGUGAGAAUAAUGUGCAAUGUAAAAAAAAAACAAGAAUAA